This is a messenger RNA of Orussus abietinus, 2635 nucleotides long. RefSeq names its product V-type proton ATPase 16 kDa proteolipid subunit (gene Vha16). Gene Ontology annotation, cellular component: proton-transporting V-type ATPase, V0 domain. The transcript has 3 exons. Gene Ontology annotation, molecular function: proton-transporting ATPase activity, rotational mechanism. The coding region runs from base 475 to 954 and encodes 159 amino acids. The record is from RefSeq and is a predicted model, not a curated record. NCBI's taxonomy places the organism in Eukaryota, Metazoa, Arthropoda, Insecta, Hymenoptera, Orussidae. Gene Ontology annotation, biological process: proton transmembrane transport.
UUGGAAAGUCGGAAGGGUCACGCGGUUGGGCGCGCCUCGGAGCCAACGAGAGUGCGCGACAGGGGCGACGGCGCGGGCUCGGAUAGGCCGAGCGCGGGCCAAUGGGCGUCGGAGGCACCGCGCCGCACCGCGCCGCACCGCGCCGGUCCACCCCCUCUCGGCCGCCACGGUCCUGGCCCGUGCUCGGGCGCUCGCCUCCGCUCACUCCAGCUCACUCGUCACAUGACCGCGGGCACCGCACGGCAGGCUCGGCGCUACCUCUCCCACUUGACAGGGCUCGCUAGUUUAGUGAAGUGAGUGCUCCAGCCGAGGGUCGCCCCUGGUCGCGCGACGACCGACGCCGACGGACCGAGAGAGCUCGCAGUCGCUGCCAUCCCCGAGCCGCCCGCUCGUCUCCCGCCCCGCGCUGUAACAGCCGCUGUAAAUAGCCGCGAGCCAGCAGCCCUCGACCCACCUCGAGCCGCCAGCCGCGAGAUGCCUUCCACGCUGUCGGAGGAAAACCCCGUCUACGGACCGUUCUUCGGCGUCAUGGGCGCCGCCUCGGCCAUCAUAUUCUCCGCGCUGGGCGCGGCCUACGGCACCGCCAAGUCCGGCACCGGCAUCGCCGCCAUGUCGGUCAUGAGGCCGGAGCUCAUCAUGAAGUCGAUCAUCCCCGUCGUGAUGGCGGGCAUCAUCGCCAUCUACGGCCUGGUGGUGGCCGUCCUCAUCGCGGGCGCCCUCGAGGAGCCGUCCAAGUACAGCCUGUUCAAGGGCUUCAUCCACCUCGGAGCCGGCUUGGCGGUCGGAUUCUCCGGACUGGCGGCGGGCUUCGCCAUCGGCAUCGUCGGGGAUGCCGGCGUCCGGGGAACUGCCCAGCAGCCACGCCUCUUCGUCGGCAUGAUCCUCAUCCUGAUCUUCGCCGAGGUGCUCGGCCUCUACGGGCUCAUCGUGGCCAUCUACCUUUACACGAAGUAAAGCCCCGGCCGCGCCCCGCGACCCUCGCCGCAGGGACGCCCGGGAGGAUGCCCAGGAGCGGACGACGCCGAGACGCUCCCCCGACCAUCCGCGAGACGGACGUCCGGGAUUCGGCGGUCACCGGGUAGAGGAAGCCGCGGGAGCGGACGCGUCGUCCUCGACGGACUCCGGGCCGGCCUCCGCGAGGAGAGAGACGCGGUGCCACCGAUCUAUAUACACCAUAAUAGCGCGUAACGAUCGCAGAAGGCGAGAGAGAGAGAAUCGGAGAACGAGAGAUUUAGCGAUGUGUACGAAUAUAUAUCAAAGUAUAUAUAUAUAUAUAUAUGUAAACAUAAGGGGACCGCGUCGCGAUCUUCCGGGGAGAAGCGGGUCUCGCGCUUCUCCGCGGGAGGAAAGAGGCGAGACGGCCGGCCGGGUUUUGGCAUUCGUUGCGAGUCGUCGGUUCGAGGUGGACCGCGAGGUUGCCGCCGACAAGUCCUUUUUUUUUUCCACUUUCUUUCGGAGAACACGGUGACGGGCCUACACCGGCUUCUUCGAGAUGGACGCUCUCUCUCUCUCCGGUGGUUGGAGGGGCUUUCUGCAUUUUUCGCGGGCGGGAAUGGCGGGGCGAAGGGGAGGACACCCUCGCGGAAUGAUUUCCGGGAAAUUGCGACGACGACGACGACGACGACGACGAAGACGACGAAGACAACGACGAUGACGACGAUGACGACGAUGACAAGGUGAACACAAUAUAUAUACAUGCACAUGUAUAUAUAUAUAUAUAUAGAAUUUGUACAUUCCAUACAACGUUCGUCUCGGCACCGAGCGAGCAGGAGCGCCUCUCUCGGCCGGACGACGAACGAGAGAGCCACCCGAACGAACGGGCAGUCUCGCUUUUCUUUUCGCGCCCUAGUAGGCGGGAAACGAAGAUCGGGGCAAAACGGCGCCAACGAUAAUCAUUUUGCCGGGAGUUCGACUCGUCCCGAAGAACCGCCGACCGACCGAUCGCCCGUGGGAGCUGGUGGUCGGUCCCGUCCGGCCUCGCUCGGCCGUUUUACCCCGAUCGGAAUCCGAAGACGCGAGGACUCGAGCUUCUCUCCUUCUUUCUCUCUGCCUCUCCGUUCGUCCGUCCGUCCGUCUGCCGAGCGAGGGCGCGCCACCCGAGAGGAGAUCGAUCGGGAUACUUCCAUCGUGUCCGAUAAAGUUGCGCAAAGGAAACGAUUCCUAUCGUUCCUCGAUCCCGGUCCCGAUCCCCCCUCGAGGGGGGCUCCGGUCGAACGGCUUGGCCCGAACCACGCACCGACAAACCGAAUCGCUUGGCACGCCAGAGAAGACGCGACUCCGGACCAGAUUCUAAGCUAGCCGUUAUCGAGUACGAUAAUCUCGCGCGGGUAAUACGGAAGAGUGAGAAAGGUGCGAGCGCGCUAGAGGACGGGCGGGAGGGAGGGAGGGAGGGAGGGAGGGAGGGAGGAAGGAAAGAAGGUAAGAAAGAAGAAAGCACACCGGUUGGCAGAUCUUCCUGGGCCUCGACACACCACACCCACCAACCCCUCCCCUCCGCGACUCUUCCAGUGUUACCAGUAGGAUUCGUUGUUGAGCGCUGAAAGUGAUAACGGUCGAUAAUUAUUUAUGUAACGAUUCGUCCUCGAUGUUACGGAGAAGAACCACAACACAGUGUUUAAUAAAAAUUUAAUUUGGA